AUGCUGGGGAAAAUCGCCCUCGAAGAAGCCUUCGCGCUGCCCCGCUUCCAGGAGAAGACUCGCUGGUGGGCCGGCAUGUUCGCCACAGAUGUCGACAAGCACGUUGCCGAGAUCAACGACGUCGACUCGAUCCGCCUGAACUUCGCCGAGAAGCACGGUGUCGGCCUGCAGAUCCUCUCGUACACGGCGCCCGGUGUGCAGGAUAUCUGGGACCCCAAGGAUGCACAGGCGCUCGCCGUCGAAAUUAAUGACUAUAUCGCGGAGCGGGUGAAGGCGCACCCGGAUCGUUUUGCGGCGUUUGCUACGCUAUCCAUGCACGACCCCAAUGAAGCCGCCGCAGAACUCCGGCGCUGCGUCACACAGCAUGGCUUCUUAGGCGCGCUCGUCAAUGACACACAGCGCGCCGGCCCCGACGGCGAUGACAUGAUCUUCUACGACAACGCCAAGUGGGACGUCUUCUGGGCGACGUGCACCGAGCUCGACGUCCCGCUGUACCUGCACCCACGCAACCCCACCGGCACCAUCUACGAGAAGCUCUGGGCCGACCGCAAGUGGCUGGUCGGCCCGCCGCUGUCAUUCGCGCACGGUGUAUCCCUCCACACGCUGGGCAUGGUGACGAACGGCGUGUUCGACCGCCACCCCAAGCUGCAGGUCAUCCUGGGCCAUCUGGGCGAGCAUAUCCCCUUCGACAUGUGGCGGAUUAACCACUGGUUUGAGGAUAGGAAGAAGCUGCUUGGUUUGCAGGAGACGUGCAAAAAGACGAUUCGGCAAUACUUUGCGGAGAACAUUUGGAUUACGACGUCGGGGCAUUUUUCGACGACAACGCUGAACUUUUGUAUGGCGGAGGUGGGAUCGGAUCGGAUCUUGUUUAGUAUUGAUUAUCCAUUUGAGACCUUCGAGGAUGCGUGUGACUGGUUUGAUCGGGCGGAGAUGUCGGAUACGGACCGCUUAAAGAUUGGGAGGGAGAACGCGAAGAAGCUGUUCAAGUUGGGGGCGUAUAAGGAUAGUACUGCGUGA
Penicillium canariense is the source of this 1017-nucleotide messenger RNA. Its product is annotated as amidohydrolase family protein. Gene Ontology annotation, cellular component: cytosol; cytoplasm. The transcript is spliced from 2 exons. Gene Ontology annotation, molecular function: hydrolase activity; carboxy-lyase activity. The coding region runs from base 1 to 1017 and encodes 338 amino acids. Gene Ontology annotation, biological process: secondary metabolic process. The record is from RefSeq and is a predicted model, not a curated record. NCBI's taxonomy places the organism in Eukaryota, Fungi, Ascomycota, Eurotiomycetes, Eurotiales, Aspergillaceae.